Molecule: messenger RNA, 1342 nt
Organism: Mercenaria mercenaria
Lineage: Eukaryota; Metazoa; Mollusca; Bivalvia; Venerida; Veneridae
Product: putative nuclease HARBI1
Exons: 3
Coding region: 535-1155 (206 amino acids)
Source: RefSeq, a predicted model, not a curated record
UACUAAACCUACAGUCAUGAAACAAUUAUAGAAGACAUUUUUUUAGCCAGUGAAGUUUUGCAGCGGUGUUUUCUUUUGGAUUUUACUUAGCUAUGCCAGAUGUAUGGUCCUUCACUAAGUAAAAAAUACACAUAAUUAAAGCUCUUAACAGUUUGUAUUUCUAACAUCAUUAGUAGUAUACAUAUAAUCUUGAGUCUACAGUGACAGGAUUAGGUGGGCAGGGGCACCUGUGUCCUAAUGGCAUGCAUAUAGUUUAAAUUAUCACAAUAAAUAUCACUCUUUAACAGACAGGAAGUGUUUUGUUGUAAUACAGUUGGUUUAAAUACCAAGUACUGUACAUAACACAAAUGGUCUUUAAAUACUAAGUUCAUGAAAAAACUUCUCAUAUAAAGCUGGGAAGAAGUUUAUCAUUGCUCCAGUAUUAAGCUUUAGAAAAAAAUUGUCUUAUAAACAUGAUAAAUUAUUGUUUUCUAUUUCUUAUUGUAUGUGUUGGCUUAAGCAGAUUUGAUUGUUAUUGCACAUUUUUUCAAAUAUAUGCUUUCUUUAGGAUUUCCGAAUGUCUUGGGAGCAAUUGACUGUACCCAUGUAAAAAUACAAGCACCUACAGACAAUGAAGGUGAUUAUGUCAAUCGGAAAGGAUAUCACUCGAUUAAUGUGCAGAUGGUAUGUGAUGCUGACUACCAAUUUACCAACUGUGUUGCUGAAUGGCCCGGCUGUGUUCAUGAUGCAAGAGUGUUUCGCAAUAGUAGGCUGAGAGAUGCAAUGGAAAAUGGACAGUAUAAUGGUCUUCUGGUCGGAGACUCAGCCUAUCCUUGCAGACCUUUCCUUAUGACGCCGUUCAACCAGCCAGCCAGUGAAAAAGAAAGAAGAUUCAACAAUUCUCUUUGUCGAGCACGUGUUUUAAUAGAGCAAAGUUUUGGAAUUUUGAAGAGACGGUUUCCUUGUCUUCAGGUUGGUUUACGUAUGUCACCAGAGAGAGCAGCACUUGUAACAUUGGCUUGUGUUGUCCUCCAUAACAUUGCAAUGUUGUUGAAUGAGCCACUGGAUGACAGUACUGAUGAGCCAGACCUUGGAAAUGAUGCCAGUAAUGUCUUGCUUCCAGACCGUAAUGAUGGGACAGGCAUUCGCCGCCAUUUGUGUGAAAAUUAUUUUUAAGCAUAUGAUGAAUUAUGUACUAAAGGCAGUCUGAUAGACAGUUAAAUCCCCUGCCACUGUUAUGGAUAGAGAAGCUUCAAAAGGUAAACCUUUGGCCUUGAACUGACAUGGCUGACUCAUGAAUUAUGCACAUUGCUUUUAUGACGUGAUCAUUUGACCCAAGUUUAAUGAAAAUUCUUCAAGUGGU